Molecule: messenger RNA, 1366 nt
Organism: Darwinula stevensoni
Lineage: Eukaryota; Metazoa; Arthropoda; Ostracoda; Podocopida; Darwinulidae
Source: the annotation of a GenBank genome assembly
AUGUCGGAAAGAAAGCACCCUAACGAACUCAACCUGCCUUCAUGCCCGGAUGGAUCCAGGGAGAAGCAAUACUUGGAGGACGAAGAGGAUGAGGAGGUGGAAUUCAAGGAAGGCUACCAAGAAGCCCGGAUUCAAGUCCUUUUGGCCGUUGCUUAUUCGGCAGGCCUAGGGGGGACGGGCACUCUCACCGGGUCGACUCCAAAUCUUCUCCUUAAGGGAUUCGUGGACGAGAUAUAUGGAUCUGAUGCAGGACUGAAUUAUGGAUCUUGGCUGGCCUUCAGUGUCCCAGGGAUGCUACUCAAUGUCAUCCUCGCCUGGCUCUGGCUCCAUGGCAUUUUCCUCCUAGCCCAAUGGUGGAAUCGUCGGAAGCACCCAGAGAAAAGCGUGCCGAGUCAAAGCGAAACGAGAAAAGUAGAAAUAGCUACUCGUGCUGUGAUCGACAAGAAGUACAAGGAACUCGGAUCCAUUUCUUUCCACGAAUGCAUGACUCUAAUCUUGUUCAUCCUCCUCGUCCUGCUUUGGUUCUUCAGAGAUCCGCAGUUUACCAGUGGAUGGGGCGAAUUGAUCAAAAGCGAUAGGGGUUUGAAAAUCGGAGAUGCAACUUCUUCCAUACUCAUCUCCUUUCUCUUCUUCAUCAUCCCCGCAAAUCCAAAAUUUUGGUGCUUCCGAGAAUCAUCAGAUAAACCGUCGGAAUCGAGCCCGGCCCUUCUCAAUUGGAGGAUCCUCCACGAGAAGAUCCCCUGGGGGUUGAUCUUCCUUGUUGGAGGGGGAUACGCGAUAGCGGAGGCCUCUAAGACAUCCUGCUUGUCCUAUUUCCUUGGUCAGCAGAUGGGAAAUCUGGAUUUCAUGUCACCAGCACUCCUCGUCUUCAUCGUCACUCUUACGACGGCCAUGAUAACGGAAGUGGCUUCCAACACGGCCACGGCUACCAUCCUCAUUCCCGUCCUUGCACAGCUUGCGAGUACGAUAAAGGUGAAUCCUCUAUACUUGAUGAUGCCAGCGACUGUCGCUUGCUCCUACGCCUUCAUGCUCCCAGUGGCAACCGCACCUAAUGCCAUAGUCUACGAGGCCACCCAGAUGAAGACCAUCAGCAUGAUUAAGGCCGGGUUUGCCAUGAACGUGAUCUGCGUGACAGUGAUCAACCUGAUGAUCAACACGAUAGGGCGUGGGCUCUUCGACUUCUCCCAAUUUCCUGAAUGGGCAGAAAAGGCGAUCCUCUCCACCUCCACUUCUCAAUGCAACUACACACUCUCCUAGCAAUUCCAGACGUAUAUUUCUGCUAUCGUUUGCCUUGUCAUCCCGUGCCUUUUUGUACCUGGUGCAUUUUCCAAGGGCUCCAUACGCAGCUCAGACAGUACGUUUAGUG